GCCGACGUUGUUGCUCAUGAUGCCCUCAGACAACCUCGAGCGCUUUGGCGCUUAUUAGCACCGACUAUCGCGCUCGUGCAGCUCUUGUGGGGGACGCGGCGCGCCUGAGAGAUUGACAAAAAGCCCUAAGCCGUUAUGGAUGGGUCGCUGUUGUUUGUUAAUAAGACGCAGACGUCGAGAGUCUUGUCCAGAAGCAAGGCGGGUGAACGAUCAGCCAUUUUGAGCCAUGUGCAGAAUAACCGACGCAAGCACGAGGCUGAAGUAUCACACCGAACGAAACCAUGGUCCAAAUUCAUCACCACUUUACCAACAUCGGAUGAUUCGAAAGGCUCUGAGAUAAAUGCGGUGAGGGUGAAGUUUGUCGCCUUUGUCGAGGAAUCAAACCCCAAGAAGCAGAGGGAAAAGAAGGACAACCAGAAACUGCAGUCCCUGUCAACAACCUUGAAGCCCUCGUAUAAUUCUUCGGAUCCAUUUCACUGCACAAUAGCAAAUAUGGAUGCCGGCACCCACGCUAUCCUUCAUAUUACCUUUUCCCAGGCAUCACGAGCAAAUUUCCUCGCCGAAUCUUUUGCCCCAUCAUAUAUGCUCCUGCAUCAGCUCCCCACACGGCACGAUGCAAUGUUUCAGCUUCGUCUAAAACGAUGUGUCGAAGAUGAAAAACUCAUGUACUCAACCCUUGCAUACGGCUCUAGCCUUUUGGGCUGGAUGAUGGGCCGCUUCGACUCUGCAAAGCAGCCAGAAUACUUUCUCGACAAGGCCCUUCGUGCUGUGAGAAAUUAUCUCGCCACUCCCGGCUACAUAGUCGACGACUGGCUUCUGCUCUCCAUGUAUGCUCUUGCAGUGACGGAAAUGUGGAACGGUCUGCCGGUCAUGUGGGAGCGAUCGCCGCAGAGACACGCCAUGGUCUCCAUGCUGGGAUCUCACGGGUUUGCCGCUUGUCGGAUGCAUCUCAAGGCACUACUCCAAAUCGUUGAAAAUGCUGGUGGAUGGGAACAGUUUAAUCCCUACAUCUUGGACAGUGUAGUAAUGGCAGACAGAUACAUGGCCAUCAGCCAUGGGCGACCACUCGUUAUUCCCAUCACUUGGGACCCGGGGCCAUUGCCUCCUUCGAUUCGUGAGGAGCUCGGCAUAACGGGAGAGUCGGUGUUGCCUCUACUUGGCACGAGUCUUCUCUUAGAGUCGCUUUCUGAGGAGCUCCAUAGCGUGGUUCGAGACUUGGUCGAUUAUUGUCGGAUCGCGAGCGAGGCAUGGGCUUGGUCGUCGAUUGGACCUGAAGCGGAAGGCUGGCUCUUCAGGCGAUUGCAAGCAAUAUCAUGUCGACUUCUGAAUCAUAUCCAUGAUGAACAAAUAUCCCACGCCCACCUUUGCAUCUGCUUUGCAACACUGACCUUUAUCUCGAGGUCCAUUGCCGCCAAGGGGCCACAGAUGAGCGCGCAAUACGCGGCUGGCCAGCUAUGUUUGUUGCUCCAGGAAAAGCAUCAUUCUGCAGAAGAGAUGGAAAUUUCCGAAAGCUUGUAUUUUUGGUUGCUGUUUAUGGGGUCGGUAGUUGCUGAACCACAGCUGUGGUUCCUUGAGCAGCUGGCAGAAUACUGUGAGGAGGGAGAAAUUUCAGAGUCGAGUUUGGAGGCUAGAUUGGAGCCCUAUCUCUAUCUCCCCUCACGCCAGGGCACACGCAUGCCCUUCAUAGUUGAUUAUUUAAACUCUACCAGCGAGAGGACUACGAGGGAUAUUAUAUAGAAUUUUCUUUUAUUUCACUUUCUUCUUUAACGUGCAAGAUGUGGACUUUUCUAAUGUUGGGAGACAUGAUGCACAACUUGAAUCUGCAUUUUUGUUUACACGAGAGAAGGCUAGGACCCUAUCUGCUAUAAUAAUACUGAGAGUUGAUACUUCUAACUAAAAAUAAGGGAUUAAUUAGAUAAUUAAUGCAGAACACUAACCGCG
This is a messenger RNA of Trichoderma harzianum CBS 226.95, 1941 nucleotides long. RefSeq lists its product as hypothetical. Bases 136 to 1737 code for a protein of 533 amino acids. The record is from RefSeq and is a predicted model, not a curated record. The transcript has a single exon. Lineage: Eukaryota; Fungi; Ascomycota; Sordariomycetes; Hypocreales; Hypocreaceae.